Molecule: messenger RNA, 474 nt
Organism: Durio zibethinus
Lineage: Eukaryota; Viridiplantae; Streptophyta; Magnoliopsida; Malvales; Malvaceae
Biological process (GO): regulation of DNA-templated transcription
Molecular function (GO): RNA binding
Source: RefSeq, a predicted model, not a curated record
UAUUAAUUCAGCUACGACUAACACUUGCUACUACUUUUCUUUCAGGCCCCUUGUUUUCAAGGAGUUAUCAGGAUCAAAAUGAGCUGGGCAGGAGGAGAUUGGAUGUGUGCAGCAUGCCAACACCAGAAUUUUAAGAAGAGAGAAGCAUGCCAGCGCUGCGGCUAUCCCAAGUAUGGUGGCCCUGAUGCAUCAGGCUACUUAUACAACAGGACAGAAGUUCUGGCGGGGGACUGGUAUUGUCCUGCCAUGAGCUGUGGAAGUCACAACUAUGCUAGCAGAACGAACUGCCAUCAAUGUGGUACCAUGAAAAAUAAUUAUGGUGGUUAUAGUAUGAUGGGCGCUGAAUCGAGUGUCCCUCCUGGAUGGAAAACUGGUGACUGGAUGUGCACCAAAUAUGGGUGUGGAGUUCACAAUUAUGCUAGCAGGAUGGAAUGCUUCAAAUGCAAGACCCCAAGGGAUUUUGGUAGUGCUUAG